Sesamum indicum (sesame) is the source of this 926-nucleotide messenger RNA. The record is from RefSeq and is a predicted model, not a curated record. Lineage: Eukaryota; Viridiplantae; Streptophyta; Magnoliopsida; Lamiales; Pedaliaceae.
UGUCCUUCCUAUUGUUCUCUGUUUGAAGAAGAUACAAUCACUCAAGUUCUUGUAUGGAUGUGCAGUAAAUGCUCUGGUGCUUAAGAUUGAUUGGCUUAUUGACUCGAUUGCAGUAGGCUUUGUCUUGCCAACAGAAAAAUAUAUGGUCCUAUCCAGAAAUAUUAGCAGAUGGCACGACCAGGUUUACCCAGCUGUGAGCUACAACACUAAUUCUCUUGUUUUUAACAACUUGGGCGUCAUGCUCCAUGGCAAAACCAAAUAUUUCACCAAUAUCGCAGCCAUUAUCAAGCAUGGUGGUGGGCAGGUUUUCAAAACUCUGCAAAGAUUGAUCCAGACUCUUGAAGCUGGAAGAAUUUCAAUAGCUGUCAUUGUUGCUGAUGGGGAAAGUUCUGCAUCUCGUCACUUGAAGCACUGCGCCUUAGAACAGAAUAUACCAAUGACGUCAGUUUACUGGAUUAUAAAGAGCUUAUAUGCUGGGCGACUUAUUCCUUUUGAGGAGAAAAAGAAUCCUCAGUGUCCACGAGCUCUUAAGCUUCAAAAACGCCAAUAUGAAUUAAGUCAAGAAAUAUGAAUCUCGCCAUUACUUCCCUUUGUACAAAGUUAGAACCGCAAAUCUGAUAUGUUCCCUAACCUGAAACAAGAUUUACAAACACAAGAGGCCUGAGGUUAAAGAAUCAACCCUGGAGGCAAUUCCCAGUAGAUCACCAUGAAGACGGAUAUGCAGAAGGCAAGAACGUCUUGCAGCAAAAAAUCUAUAUCACAACUCAUUCAUUCGGAAUUCUUUUAUACAGGGGCUUGGUGCCGAACCCGAUAGGGCAUUUGGUUAUAACAGUGCAGCAACCUAACUAAUUGGCCAACUAUGUAAGUGUGCUCAGCUAAGGAUUGCUGCUUAACCAAUAAAAUUGCCAACGGAUGCCUAUUAUGAA